AUGGGUAGCAUCGACACCAGCCUAAAAGUCAUCGUCAUCGGCGCCGGCCCCGCCGGCUGCGCGCUCGCUCACGGUCUCAAGAAAGCAGGCAUCUCCUUCGCCAUCUACGACAAAGGCGCCGACGUCUACCGCCACCAGCUCAGCGCGCAGAUCAACUCAUGUCAAGUCGACCCCUACGUCGACUGCGCCGCGCUCGGCGAAGAUAGAAUUGUUAUUUAUAAUGGCCAGACGCGAGAGGAGGCGUUUGCGUUCCCGAUACCAAAGGCGCGUGAGAUUAAUAUUAGAAGACUGCGUAUGUUGUUAGCUGAACGAUUGGAUGUUAAAUACAGCAAGAGCUUCUCGCACUAUGAGACAACCCAGGACGGCGGCGUGAAAGUCCACUUCGAAGACGGCACAACCGACACCGGCACCAUCCUCAUCGGCCUCGACGGCGCCAUGUCAAAAGUGCGCCGCUGCCUCCUCCCCCACUCCGGCACUAUGGACACCCUCCCCUUCGCCCUGAUGAACUUCAACGCUUCCUACACCGCCUCCCAAGCCCUCUUCAUCAAACAACACCUCCACCCCCUCGUCGACAUCGCAAUCCACCCUGCAGGUCACUACAUCCGCGCAAAUGUGCUCGACAUGCCCGACGAGAAAGACGCUAGUACCUGGACUUUUCAGAUCUUGUCUACCUGGCCGCUGAAGUACGUUGAAGAUCAUGAUAACGAAGACGGGCGGUUGGAAAGGCUAAAAGCGCAUGUGAAGCGCGAUGGCUGGGCGGAACCAUACAAAAGUGCGAUUGAGUGGAUACCAGAGGACACACCUGUGUUACGCGAUCAGCUCAAGAUAUGGAAAACCGUCCCCUGGGACAACCAAAACGGACGGGUGACGCUGUGCGGCGACGCAGCCCACGCCAUGACGUUUCACCGUGGGCAGGGCGCUAAUAAUGCGUUCUACUCUGCGCAUUGCCUUGUUGAAGCGUUGAAGAGCGUGCAGAGUGGGAGUAAGAGUUUGAAAGAUGCGGUCACGGCGUAUGAUGAGAGUAUUUGGAAGAGGGGCGCGAAUGAGGUGCAGAUUAGCAAGGCGCAGACGUUCUUUACGCAUGAUGGGUUGGAGGAGUUUGUUAAUAGUCCGGUUAUGGCGUUGGGGACGAAACCUAGUCAUGCUGCGAGGACGGAGGGGUAUCAGUAG
Messenger RNA from Alternaria triticimaculans, 1170 nucleotides. RefSeq lists its product as uncharacterized. The record is from RefSeq and is a predicted model, not a curated record. The transcript is spliced from 3 exons. Gene Ontology annotation, molecular function: FAD binding. NCBI's taxonomy places the organism in Eukaryota, Fungi, Ascomycota, Dothideomycetes, Pleosporales, Pleosporaceae. The coding region runs from base 1 to 1170 and encodes 389 amino acids.